GUUGCCGACUUUAUGAAGCAAGCUAAACAAAUAUAUAAACAAAUCUUACCUGGUGAAUUGGUAGAGCAAAAACCUUGGUAGUUGUAAAAAAUGACGUAAUAAUAAUCUUCAGUUUACGCUGACUGCGCUCGAGAUAAGUAUACUUGUAGAAGCUUUGAUUACAAUCACUUACAAAUGUCAUAUAUGUUGUGGUACCUUUAUGAAAAAUAGCUUUGUGUGCUUAUCGUACAUUCAUUAACAUGUGAUAGCUAUAGGCAAAAUUAUCAUUAAAUAAUGUUUUGAAGCACCAUUGACUUGAAUAAUAUGGAUCGUGAAAAUGGGGACAAAAGUGAAAUUCAAGUGUAUACAUACAGGUGGAUCAUCUUGUGUUUAUUCUGUUUAUGCAAUGUAAUCAAUUUUAUGCAGUUUCUUCAGUUUACUAUUGUCGGUAAUGUGAUACAAAGGUAUUAUAAUGUUGAAUUAGCUUUGGUGGAUGCCACAGGAUUAAUAUUUUUCGUAACGUUUCUUCUGUUUUUCUUGCCGAUAAGCUACCUCAUUGAAAAAUUCAAUUUAAAAGUUACCUUGAUCACUAGUGCCUCACUGACAGCAGCAGGUAACUUAGUGAAGCUUUUCUGCAAUGAACCCGACAGAUUCUACUUAGUGUUAAUUGGGCAAGCGUUGUGUGGUACUGCUCAGGUGUAUCUACUAAGUACUCCAUCAAAAUUGGCCUCAUUAUGGUUUGGAGCAGAAGAAGUUUCCACGGCAUGCGCUAUUGGGGUUUUAGGAGCACAAUUAGGUGCUGCAUUGGGUGCUGUUUUUCCGCCUUUCUUGGUGAAGUCAAAUGAGAACAUUUCAGAAAUUGGUGAAGGGAUUCGUCUCAUGGCUUUAUACUACUUUAUAGUAAGCGCUGUAGUUCUCGUGUUGAUUGUAUUUUGCUUCCGAGCAAGGCCGCAGCUUCCACCAAGUCAGUCUCAACUAUUACUUAUGGAGGGCACUGACAACCAAGAACCAUUUUUCAAGCAUUGCAAAGAAUUGAUGAAAAAUAGAGAUUUCAUUUUGAUAUUACUCUCACUGGGAAUCUUUAAUGGAAUUUGGAAUAGCUUCGGUAUUUUGAUAAACACGAUUUAUUUAAAAUACUUUCCGAAUGGAGAAACUGAUGUUGGAAUUAUCACUCUAUGUUCAAUCAUUUCUGGAGGAUGUAUUGGAAGUCUCAUUUUUGGCUUUAUCUUAGACAAAACCCAUAAAUUCAAGAAAACGACAAUUGCAGCUAUGUUAUUUUCAGUGGUAUCCUAUGCCGUUUGUAUUUAUAUGUUUAUAACAAAAUCCAGAUUGGUAACUUUCUUCACAACACCUCUUUUUGGGUUUUUCAUCGCCAGCACAUUAGUGAUAAGCGUUGAAUAUGCUUUGGAGGUAACGUACCCAAUACCAGAAUCAAUCAGCUGCUCGAUCCUGAAUGGAGCAAUUUUCUUGUCCGCGAUCAUUUGCACCUUGGUUUUUGAAGCUCUCUUCGAUGCUGUCGAUUACAUUUGUACGUUUGUUGUUAUAUUAGUUACAAUGGUAGUAUGCAUUAUUCUGACGUACUUUAUAUCUAGUAACUUGAGGAGAAGAGACGCCAAUGUGGGUCAAAGUAGGAAUAGUAGUAUAGCAACUCUUGGAGAUUGA
Molecule: messenger RNA, 1641 nt
Organism: Acanthoscelides obtectus
Lineage: Eukaryota; Metazoa; Arthropoda; Insecta; Coleoptera; Chrysomelidae
Source: the annotation of a GenBank genome assembly